This is a messenger RNA of Peronospora matthiolae, 1239 nucleotides long. The record is from the annotation of a GenBank genome assembly. Lineage: Eukaryota; Oomycota; Peronosporomycetes; Peronosporales; Peronosporaceae.
AUGCUAAACCAGUGGCUGCGUCGCCAGCGGCGGCCCCUGCUAUCUUCUAGGCUCCGAUUGCACCGACUCGAGCAGUCAAAAUCCCAUGUAGUGCCACGUCCGUCGCAUCUGAAGCCAUCUCUUUGCCGCGGCUUCGCGAUGCCUGCAGCAAUUUUGAAUCAGAUGGAGUUAGUAAAGCGCCGCUAUGACGAACUCGCGCACAAACUAUCGCAUUACGAUGGCAGCUUUUCGUCCGACACAAUUACGACUUUGUCGAUUGAAAUGGCGGAGCUAGAGCCCAAGAUGGCAGCGGUGCGUGGUUUACAGAGUCAGCAGAAAUCCGUACAAGAGCUAGACGAAGUGAUUGCUGAGCAGACGAACAGUGCUGACGUUGACGCUGUGGAGUUACGUCGCAUGGCAGAAGACGAGCGUCGAGAGAUCAUGGAGACGAUCAGCGACAUGGAAAGCGAAGUAGUGCGUCUCAUGCUACCGCGUGAUGCAGCAGAUGAUAAGAGCUCGAUCGUGGAGAUUCGAGCUGGUACGGGUGGUGAUGAGGCUUGUUUAUUUGCUUCGGAUAUACUACAAAUGUACCAAAAAGUGGCUCUGGCCAAAGGCUGGAAGUUUGAGAUCAUGAGCUUAUCAGAAACGGAUUUAGGUGGCUGCAAAGAGUGCGUCUGCUUGCUUACGGGACGCGGUGCCUACGGUCGCAUGAAGUUUGAAAGUGGUGUCCAUCGCGUGCAGCGUGUGCCGGUGAACGACGUGCGUGUGCAUACUAGCGCUGUGUCGGUCGUGGUGCUUCCUGAAGCUGAAGAAGUCGAGGUGGAGAUUGAUCCGAAAGACCUUCGUAUUGAUGUUUACCGCGCGUCGGGCGCUGGCGGCCAGCACGUCAAUACAACAGAAAGCGCAGUACGCAUUACGCAUAUUCCAACGGGUAUUGUGGCAGCCGUGCAGGACGAGCGGUCACAGCACCAGAACAAGGCCAAGGCCAUGAAAAUAUUGCGUGCGCGUGUAUUCGACGGCAUUCGUCGGAAACGCGAUGCUCAGCGUCAGACCAUGCGGAAUUUGCAAGUAGGCUCAGGUGACCGUUCUGAACGCGUGCGCACCUACAACUUUCCGCAGAGUCGUGUGAGUGACCACCGUGUGAAUGUGACGAUCUUUGGGAUUGAGCGGAUGUUGAACGGCGAGUUGCUGGACGAUAUCGUGGAUGCGCUGGUGGUAGAUGAGCAAAACCAUAUGCUGCAGCGCCUCGACACGCCGUGA